Triticum aestivum (bread wheat) is the source of this 879-nucleotide messenger RNA. Its product is annotated as glycine-rich cell wall structural protein. The transcript has a single exon. The record is from RefSeq and is a predicted model, not a curated record. Bases 107 to 544 code for a protein of 145 amino acids. NCBI's taxonomy places the organism in Eukaryota, Viridiplantae, Streptophyta, Magnoliopsida, Poales, Poaceae.
UCGGCACGCCAAGUGCACCAGUAGCAACGAUCUCACGCGCAGAAAACACAAGAGAGAGCGAGUAGAACCGAUAUCCGUAGCUGGUUUGCUAGACUAGAGCGGCGCCAUGGCCAAGAAGGGCUCAGGCACUGCCACCUCUCUCCUGCUCUGCCUCGCGCUGGCGGCGCACGCCGUCGGGGCUGCCAGGACCAUGCCCGCUGCAGCUGGCGGCGUGGCGGAGGCCUCACUUCCGGCCGCCGCCGCCACGGAGAAGGGCGCCGGUGCAGGAGGAGCCGGCGCGGCGGACGCGAAGAACCUGUUCGUGGGCGUGGGAGCCAUGGGGGACCUUCCGGGCUUCCCCGCCGUCGGCGGCGGCUACGGCGGUGGCUUCGGCAACAACGGAGCCGGCGUCUUCACCGGCGUCACGGGCCCGCUCGGCGGCGUCGGGGGCGGCGUGGGGAGCGUCGGCCCGUUCGGCGGCGUCGGGGGAGCCGGCGGCAUCCCUUUCGGAGGCUUCGGGGGUGGCAGCGCCCCGUUCGGCGGGUACGGCGGCGUCACGCCUUGAGUACGCCGCGGUGGCCGAGCUAGCUUGGGCGCUCUGGGACGUGCAUACAUGUACGUGACGAAGUGGCGCUCUAGCUCAUGGUGGAUCGCACUAGCUUUGACCACUUGUUUCCUUGGACCUAGGGUGUUGUCAUGGUAUGGCGCAAGGUAUAUGCGCAGUAGUACUUAGUUUUCAGGUCCGUGUACGAGAAGUAGCUGAUUCGCUGGGAGUGUGUGUGUGGCCAGUCAGGGUUUGUGACUGUUGUGUGGUUGUGUUUGGUCGUGUGAACUACCUGUGUAUCCGACUAGCUAGCUGCUAAUGGUAUGUAGUACGUGUGAUUCUCGUGGUGUCCUCAA